AUGGCAUAGAAAGCUUUUACUAUGGUAUUCUAUAUUGUACCUGAAGAUUAAGAUGACAUAGAAUAGCCCAACGCAUUUGGAAUACACAAAAAUUAAGAGGAUAUUAAACCUAGUGAUAUAGCAGACUCUUUCCCUUUGCCAGGAGAAUAUAUUUUUAGAUAUAGAUACAAAUUUUAGAACAACAUAGUUUGGAUGGAUAUUAAUUCAAAUUCCAACAAAAUUCCUCUUUUUAAUGGUAAAAUUUACAUAAAAGCAACUCGUGUGUCAUGGACAAAAGAUAAUAAUAGCUAAUAGCCAGUUCAACCACAAGCAAAUGUUUAGACUCAAGUUAAUAGAUAAUCUUCAAGUUAAAACUAAUAGCAAUAAUUGUAUUAAGCUUAAUAGUAGCCAUCGUAUUAAUAACAAUAAGCUACUUAAUAAAAAUAAGUUUAUUAGCAAUAGCAGUAGCCUAAAAUACCAGCCAAUUAAGGAUAUUAGUAACCAGAUAAAUAAUUUUCUAGUUAGGGAACUAAUGGAAAUUAAAAAUCUACGAACUUACUUGACGAUUAUGAAGAAAAGCCAACUUAAAAGAAAGCAAAUACAGCUUAACUAGAAGCUAACCUGCUUGAUAUGGAUGACCUCGGUGCAGGUUCAUCCUCAAGUCAAAAAUCGAAUAAUAAACAUGAUGAUGACUUAUGGAAUUUUUGA
Molecule: messenger RNA, 687 nt
Organism: Tetrahymena thermophila SB210
Lineage: Eukaryota; Ciliophora; Oligohymenophorea; Hymenostomatida; Tetrahymenidae
Exons: 4
Source: RefSeq, a predicted model, not a curated record